AUGUUCGCACCCAAGAGCCUCGUGCUGCUCGUAUGCGCUGCCCUCUCAACCGCCGCCCGCCUGACAGUCUCGAUACCAUCAUCACAACUCCUCCCGAACCCUCAGACACUCCCAUCGUCAUCCCACGCGGUCCUACUAGGACCACCCGGAGUACGAUACGAUGCACUGAUGCGGCGCGAUGACACUUUCGUAUUCCCAGACGUGCCAGAUGCAAGCUACCUCCUCACAAUACAUUCCCGGGACUACUUCUUCCCACCACUCCGGGUCGAUGUCACGCAGAAGGAGGGCGAGAGUACACAGACGGUAGAAGCAUGGCAGACAUUCAGAGGGAAUGAGUGGAGUAACAAGGGGCCAUCUUAUGGCACGGGCAAGGAGGAUCUCACCGUGGCUGUAAGGCCGUUGGGACAGAAGGACUUUUAUCAGACACGAGGUGGAUUCAGUGUGAUGAGCUUCUUGAAGAGUCCUAUGAUCUUGAUGGGCUUGGUGUCUGUGGUCUUGAUCUUUGGCAUGCCAUACUUGAUGGAGAACAUGGACCCGGAAGCAAAGGCAGAGUUCGAGGAGAUGCAGAAAAAGUCACCGCUCAUGGGCUCACAAGGCGCAGCAAACCAGCUCCAGAACUUCGAUCUUGCUGGCUGGAUGGCUGGUAAGAAAGCUCCUGCCGCUGAUAGCAAUUCAGAUGGUGGUAGCGCGAGGAGGAGAUAG
Fulvia fulva is the source of this 702-nucleotide messenger RNA. Its product is annotated as UPF0620 protein. NCBI's taxonomy places the organism in Eukaryota, Fungi, Ascomycota, Dothideomycetes, Mycosphaerellales, Mycosphaerellaceae. Gene Ontology annotation, cellular component: EMC complex. The record is from RefSeq and is a predicted model, not a curated record. The transcript has 2 exons. Bases 1 to 702 code for a protein of 233 amino acids.